Penicillium coprophilum is the source of this 462-nucleotide messenger RNA. RefSeq lists its product as uncharacterized. Lineage: Eukaryota; Fungi; Ascomycota; Eurotiomycetes; Eurotiales; Aspergillaceae. The transcript has a single exon. The record is from RefSeq and is a predicted model, not a curated record. The coding region runs from base 1 to 462 and encodes 153 amino acids.
AUGGAGGUGGCUGACGGAGGUACUGUCAAGAUGGCUGACCUCGUGUGGAUCACCGUUGUCGUUGCGAAAACCACCCAGGUUAUAGCAGCGGUGGUAGUCGACGGGCCCAAGGCUCCUACGUACUCUUUGCUGCUGGGAAAGCAUUGGAUGAAGAACGUAGCCCUGAUCGGGUACUCUGAAAAGGAUGAAUACACCAUUCGAACGGAUGCCUCGCUCCGGGUUCCGGUUCCGAAAACUGGGGAUCCAUCGAGACCUCACCUUCCUCGACCAUUGAAGGUUCCUACCCAGGCCCAGCCUAGAUGGGUAGAAGCUGAGCAAUCAUGUAUGGUCAAACGAGCUUUCUUGUCAUCCACCUCUGAGGAUGAAUCUGACUCUUCGACAUCUGAUUAUCACGUUGGAUCUCUGGACCAACUUCGGCGGCACACCACCGACUCGGAUGCUGAAACCGAGUCGGAAAUCUAG